This is a messenger RNA of Phytophthora infestans T30-4, 930 nucleotides long. RefSeq lists its product as uncharacterized. Gene Ontology annotation, molecular function: protein binding. The record is from RefSeq and is a predicted model, not a curated record. NCBI's taxonomy places the organism in Eukaryota, Oomycota, Peronosporomycetes, Peronosporales, Peronosporaceae. The coding region runs from base 1 to 930 and encodes 309 amino acids. The transcript has 2 exons.
AUGUUGAACGUCUUCGGACAAUCUUUUGCCGAGUGGAUUAAGUCACUGCCAACACUCGAAACGCUUCAACUUGAACGCCAACAACAGCAGGAAAUGCGCCAACGCCAAAUUCUGGAGCAACAAUACCAAAGAGAAGCUCAACGUCGUCAUGAGCGAGAUGAAUGCAAUAUAAUGCACGGGAACGACUACAACGUACCAGAAGAAAACGAAGUAUCGAUACGACAGCAGAAACAUAAACAGUUUCUUAGAAUGCAGGCAGAAAUGCGCCAACUGGAGCAACGGGGUACAGCUGACAGCACCGUCAAUAGAACCGAAGAAAUGAAAGAGAAACGAGCCGCUCAAGAACGUCAGCGCCUGCUUCAGCUAGACGAUCAACGGCGUGAGAGACGUGAAUCGGAGAAAAUGAGUCGUGAAGAUCUUUACUAUGUCGAGCGCAUUUUACGAGCUAAGGCAAAGGCUAAGGAGGAGCAGGGGAAACGAGAGAGACGUGCAGAUCAUCAGAAGAAUGCUAUCGAAGAGCAGCAGAGACAUAUCACGCGAAUGCGUCUGCUAGAUGAAGAGAAACGACUUGCAGAGCGAGAAAGCAGUGGGAUGAGACUCGAAGACUUGCUGGGUAGACAGAUACGACUCCGAGAGGCUGAGAAAGCGAAGGAAGUGUUGCAUAAUGAAUGGCGUGAGAGGAAGACAAUGCAAGCAGAGGAACACGACUGUCGAUCUCGUUGGAUACUGCGGGAACGAGCUUUGAUUAAACAGCAACAGGAAGAGCUGAAGCAACAGAGAGCUGAGGCACGGAGACGGAAGCGACACCAGCAACGAGAAGAAAGAGAGCUCAGAGAUGCAUGGACUGAAACUUGGGAUAACGACGGCAACAAGUUUUUCUACAACUCCAUUACCGGGGCGUCCCAAUGGGAGGUACCAGACCAGCUUUGA